Messenger RNA from Tuber aestivum (summer truffle), 252 nucleotides. NCBI's taxonomy places the organism in Eukaryota, Fungi, Ascomycota, Pezizomycetes, Pezizales, Tuberaceae. The record is from the annotation of a GenBank genome assembly.
AUGACCGCCCCAUCGAGUGACUGGCGCUUCUAUGAUAGCAUCUACACCGAACGCUACAUGAAAUCCCUAACCGCCAACAGGGCAGGCUACAAUGCCUCCGCCAUAGCAAAGACAUCGGGAUUCAAGAACGUUGCGGGAGGCUUCCUCAUCCAGCAUGGGACCGCUGACGACAAUGUGCAUUUCCAGAACCCGGCCGUUCUUGUCGACACGCUGGUUUCCGCGGGCGUGGGUCCCGAGAAGAUGCGAGUGCAA